This is a messenger RNA of Rhea pennata, 9251 nucleotides long. It is a transcript of the gene DENND4A, whose product is annotated as DENN domain containing 4A. NCBI's taxonomy places the organism in Eukaryota, Metazoa, Chordata, Aves, Rheiformes, Rheidae. The record is from RefSeq and is a predicted model, not a curated record. Gene Ontology annotation, cellular component: cytoplasmic vesicle; ESCRT I complex. Gene Ontology annotation, molecular function: protein binding. The coding region runs from base 343 to 5976 and encodes 1877 amino acids. Gene Ontology annotation, biological process: regulation of Rab protein signal transduction. The transcript is spliced from 33 exons.
AGGCGGCGCGCAGGGGAGGGGGGAUCCCGCCUGAGACGCCCACACGGCGGGGAGGCGGCCGCGGCGGCGAGGCGAGUCGCGCUCCGUUAGGAUGCGAUAAGGGCGCGGGCACGCAGCGCGCUGCCCUUUCCCCUCCCGCCGCCGCCCCCCUCGCCCUAGCGGCGCCGGGGGUAGGAGGAGGCGGCGCCGGCGGCCGUUCCCCUGGCCGCGGGGAGCGCGGCCCCCGCCUGAGGGAAUGAAACUUUAACAAGAAGUCUCUUUGUCAAGGCCUGGCUAGCAGCAAGAGGAGUGAAGUGUAGAAGAAAUGCCCUGAUGAGAAGAUACGACAUCUUGUAAUGGAAGAUGGAAGACAAAGGGGCUCGUGUUGCUGACUACUUUGUUGUCGCAGGAUUAACAGAUACUUCAAAACCACUAGAGGAAGAAAUCCACUUUAAUGAUGCUUGCCAUAAAAUUGCUAAACCGAAAGAACCUAUUACAGAUGUAACAGUAAUUAUUAAAUCUCUGGGGGAGGAAGUUCCUCGAGGAUAUAAAUGCAUAGAUGUUACUCAGUCAGGGCUCUCUGCAGAUCUCAAUAAUGGGAGUCUUGUAGGACCACAAAUAUACCUUUGUUAUCGUAGAGGAAGGGAUAAGCCCCCGCUUACUGAUUUGGGAGUAUUAUAUGAUGGGAAAGAGAGAGUGAAACAAGGUUGUGAAAUAAUUCAAACUACUCCGUAUGGUCGAGCUGCUAAUAUUAGUGGGAGUGCCUCAUCACAAAGGGUGUAUGUCACUUACCGAAGAGCAUCUGAAAACAUGACACAGAACACGUUGGCUGUUACAGAUAUAUGUAUCAUCAUACCAAGUAAAGGAGAAACCCCUCCACAUACAUUCUGCAAAGUUGACAAGAAUCUUAAUAAUAGCAUGUGGGGCUCAGCAGUAUAUUUAUGUUAUAAAAAGUCUGUGGCAAAAACCAACACCAUAUCAUAUAAAGCUGGUUUAAUAUGCAGAUAUCCAGAAGAAGAUUAUGAGUCAUUCCCAUUACCAGAAUCUGUGCCUCUCUUUUGUCUGCCUAUGGGUGCAACAAUUGAAUGUUGGCCAUCUAACAGUAAAUAUCCCCUGCCAGUUUUUUCUACAUUUGUACUAACUGGAGCUUCUGCAGAAAAGGUAUAUGGUGCUGCUAUUCAGUUUUAUGAGCUGUAUCCUGAAGAGAAUCUGACUGAGAAACAAAAAUCUCAACUAGGAUUAGCAGCUGGUGUCGAGGGCAAGUCAGAUGCAUGCAGAACAGUUCAGACAAACAAAUGUAUCUGCCUGCUCUCUCACUGGCCUUUCUUUGAUGCUUUCAAGAAGUUUCUUACCUUUCUAUAUCGUUACUCCAUUUCUGGUCCACAUGUUCUACCCAUUGAGAAACAUAUUUCCCAUUUCAUGCAUAAAGUUCCCUUUCCAUCCCCUCAGAGGCCAAGAAUUCUAGUUCAGCUGUCUCCACACGAUAACCUGAUUCUUAGCCAACCUGUGUCAUCACCUCUUCCACUGAGUGGGGGCAGGUUUUCUACACUGCUUCAGAAUCUAGGACCUGAAAAUGCAGUAACUCUACUUGUGUUUGCUGUGACGGAACAUAAAAUUCUCAUCCACUCGUUGCGACCUUCUGUCCUUACAAGUGUGACAGAGGCGUUAGUCUCUAUGAUAUUUCCUUUCCACUGGCCCUGCCCAUACAUUCCUCUCUGUCCCUUGGCACUGGCAGAUGUUUUAAGUGCACCAUGCCCUUUCAUAGUGGGAAUUGAUUCAAGAUACUUUGAUCUCUAUGACCCUCCACCAGAUGUUAGCUGUGUUGACCUAGAUACCAAUACAAUUUCUCAAAUUGGAGAUAAGAAAACUGUUGCAUGGAAAAUCUUGCCAAAGAAACCUUGCAAAAAUCUGAUGAACACUUUAAGUAAUUUAUAUCAACAACUUGCAGAAUUGCAACAAAGACCAAGAGAAGAUGCAUUAAUGGAAUUAACAAUGAAUGACUAUGACUUUAAUUCUGGGAAGAAGUUGCAUCUGUUAGAUUUGGAGAUCCAGGAAGCAUUUCUGUGUUUCAUGGCCUCAAUACUAAAGGGUUACAGGUCUUAUCUCAGGCCAAUAACAGAGGCACCUUCUGAAACGGCCACAGAUGCAAGUUCUCUCUUUGAACUACAAGGUUUCCUCAAAAGUCGAGAUCGUUCACACCAGAAGUUCUACACGCUGAUGACCAAAACUCAAAUGUUCAUUCGCUUCAUUGAAGAAUGUUCUUUUGUCAGUGAUAAGGAUGCAAGCCUUGCAUUUUUUGAUGACUGUGUAGAUAAAGUAGAUAUGGAUAAAACUGGGGAAACACGACUUAUAGAGCUGGAUGAGUCUUACAAGAGUGAGCAUACAGUUUUCAUAACACCACCUGAGAUCCCUCAUCUGCCAAAUGGUGAAGAACACCCUCUUCAAUACAGCUACAACGGGUUCCCAGUUCUAAAGCUAGAUUUGUUUGAGCGACCUGAAGUAUUUCUGACAACACCAAAUAACAAACUGUCUUCAAAAGCCAGUAGUCCCAACAGCCCAUCACCGAUGUUUAGAAGAACUAAACAGGAAAUCAAAUCUGCACAUAAAAUUGCUAAGAAGUACUCGUCCAUACCUCAACUGUGGUCCAGGUGUUUGUUGCGUCACUGCUAUGGUCUUUGGUUUAUCUGUCUUCCUGCAUAUGUCAAAGUAUGCCAUUCAAAAGUCAGGGCUCUGAGAACUGCAUAUGAUGUGCUACAGAAAAUGCAUACCAAAAAAAUAGAUCCUCCUGAUGAGGUAUGCUACCGAGUGCUCAUGCAACUAUGUGGACAGUAUGGUCAGCCUGUACUGGCUGUGAGAGUUCUUUUCGAAAUGCAGAAAGCUGGUGUUGACCCUAAUGCCAUUACCUAUGGCUAUUACAAUAAGGCCGUUUUGGAAAGUACCUGGCCUUCAAGCAAUCGAGGUGGCUAUUUCCUAUGGAUGAAAAUAAGAAAUGUUGUUUUAGGAAUAGCACAGUUUAAAAGAGCCUUGAAAAAACUACCUGCAAGCACAGCACAUACAGCCCCUUCUGGGGGACUUUCAGACUUCGGCAAUAAUGCAUUAAAAGAAGAAGCUAAGCAAGGGAAAAUGUGUCUUCAUGAUAUACAAGAACAAAAAGAGGACAAGAGAGAGAGUGAUUCCAGUUCUCUGUCUGAAGCGGAGAGCACAAAAGGAAGUGGUGACUGCCUUCCUAAACUGAACUACCAGAACUCAAGUAAUGCCAAACCAACUUCUAGUAUAGUGCGGCUCAACGGUACUGUUGAUAAUACAGUAACAGAAGUUAGUACUGAGAGUUCAGUGAGAUUGCUAUUCACAUCAUCUUUUGAGGAUUCCAAUGAAGCAGAAGCUAUUAAAAGUAAAUCCUUAAGAAAGAGGCAUAAAAGUGCAGUAGAACCUGAUUUAAGGCAGAUACCAUGGGAAAGUAGGAACCGUAACCUGAGUGGAGAUGCCUUAAUGGGCCUCAUGAUAAAUAGAAUAAAUCAAGAAGCAAACCCUGGAGAAAUUGUUGAAAAAUUAGGAGCCGAUGCCAAAAUCUUAUCUAGUGCAUUACAGAAAACCAUAAGGCCAAAAACUCUUAAUAUCAGAACAUCCUCUUUAGAUUUGAAGAGAGAGAGUCUGGAGAAAGAGUCUAGUGAUGAAGAUACAGCUUUUGAUUGUAGUUUUGUAGAUAAAAUGGAGUCUCCUGUUAUCUUUGAUCUGGAAGACUUGGAUGCUGAAUCUGAAACACCUGCAACAGUGAAAUCCUCCAAUGAAAAAUCUAGAAGACUGCAACGAAAGAGCAGCUUUCCAGUAAAGCCGAUUGAAAAGAUAGAUGUUGAAACUGGAUUUGAUCCACUGUCCCUCAUGGUUGCUGAGACAGAACAGCAGAAAGAGGAUGAUGAGGAUGAUGAUGACAAAAGUGUUUCAACUCCAUCCGCGAGACGAGACUUAGCUGAAGAAAUAGUCAUGUACAUGAACAACAUGAGCAGCCCCUUGUCAAGUCGUGCCCCGAGCAUUGAGUUGCAAAAGCCUUACGAUGACAGAAAUGCUAAUAAAAAGAGUCCAACAGUAACCCAACCUUGUAGGAGGUCCAGCCUUCCCCCAAACUCCCCAAGGCCAUCCAGUCUUACCAAAUCCAAGAGUUAUCACAACAAAAAUGAAGAAAGACCAAGAGACAGGCUUUGGUCCUCUCCAGCUUAUUCUCCAAACAGCCCAGCAAAGGAACACUCACAGGAUGCAACUGGGGCAUUAACUCUAGUGUCUUCACCAUCGUUCAACUUAGAUACGCUGUUAACACCGAAGUUUGAUGUUCUUAAAAGCAGCAUGUUUUCUGCUGGAAAAGGGGUUGCGGAGAAGGCUAGCAAAUGGUACUCAAAAUUUGCAAUGUAUACUGCAUCUUCAAAGGAUCAAAAUUCAGACCGGGCAAGUGUUUCAUCGCUUGGAGCCCUGGACUCAGAAUCUACUUCUCUAACUGAUGAAGAUGUCUGUAAUGAUUUUGAAAGCGCUUCUCCUCCUCAGGAGAGUGCCACAUCAGAAGUUAAGGGAAUUGGUCUCAGCAGGACAAGCCUAGAAAGUACAGUUUCACAUGAUGGCUCAUCAAAACAAUUUGACCAGUGCAGUUCUCUUUCAAAAUUCCCUUUACCUGACAAAUCAGAGUUGAUAUCUUCUUGCAGUACAAGUAGUACCAGUGUGUUUCAGAACUACGCUAUGGAGGUCCUCAUCUCAAGCUGCUCACGAUGCCGAACUUGUGACUGUUUGGUUCAUGAUGAAGAAAUCAUGGCAGGUUGGACAGCAGAUGAUUCUAAUCUGAAUACCACAUGCCCUUUCUGUGGGAAUUUAUUUCUGCCUUUUUUAAGCAUAGAAAUCAGAGAUCUUCGGCGACCUGGACGGUAUUUCCUGAAGUCUAGCCCUUCUACAGAAAAUAUGCAGUUCCCACCACUUUUUUCAAAUCAGAGUGGGAAGUCCUGUAACACUGCAGCUACUGUUGGCCUUGCUACAUCUCUGUCUGUUCAAGAAGAUUUAAAUUCAAAUAGCAAACCUAAGCAUCACGACAAUGUUUGUGCCAGAAGCAUCCAAAUCCCCUCAGGAAGAAGACAAAAUACCUGCGGGUCGGAAUGUACAAGUCAUCCUGUAGCAAGGAGCAUCAGUAGUUUUGGCCCACUGGUAGAAGAUGAGAAGGAAAACCAGAAGAUCAGCCAUAUCAUUCCUACUGGUAGCCUGCCUGCUACUUUGCAAGGACCAGCAGAUUCCUUGGGACUAGAAUGGCGCUUACCUAGUCCUGAUCCUAUAACUGUUCCUUACCUCAGUCCUCUAGUAGUAUGGAAAGAGCUUGAGAGCUUGCUUGAAAAUGAAGGGGAUCAUGCAAUAAUGGUGGCGGACUUUGUAGAUCAUCAUCCUAUUGUGUUCUGGAAUUUGGUGUGGUAUUUCAGACGACUGGACUUGCCUAGCAAUUUACCAGGAUUAAUACUUUCUUCUGAGCACUGUAAUAAAAACUCAAAGAUUCCACGAAACUGUAUGUCAGAGGACAGUAAAUAUGUUCUUAUUCAGAUGCUAUGGGACAAUAUGAAAUUGCACCAGGAUCCAAGGCAACCUCUGUAUAUUUUAUGGAAUGCUCAGACCCAGAAGUACCCAAUGGUCCAUUUAUUACAGAAAGAUGAUGACUCUUUUAACCAGGAACUCUUGAGAAGUAUGGUGAAAAGUAUUAAGAUGAAUGAUGUCUAUGGACCAAUGAGUCAAAUAUUGGAGAGAUUAAACAAAUGGCCACAUAUUAAAAGACAGAGGAGCCUCUAUAGAGAAAUACUAUUUCUUUCACUUGUUGCUCUAGGAAGAGAUAACAUUGAUAUAGAUGCUUUUGACAGAGAGUACAAAAUGGCCUAUGAUCGUCUCACAGCUAAUCAAGUGAAGAAUACUCAUAAUUGUGAUAGACCACCAAGUACUGGAGUGAUGGAAUGCCGAAAGAUUUUUGGAGAACCAUAUCUUUAAAUAUACCUAAUAAAGAGGAGAUACCUAUGAUGUAUACCUGUGUAAAAUAACCACUUCAGUCACAAGGAGCAUCUCAGUCUUCAAAAAUUACACUGCUAUUUAUAGUAACUUGUCCACUUACGUUUUGAAGAGCAAUUUGUUUUUAAAGCAGUAUAGAAAUGUAAAACUAGACAAUACUCUACAGGAUUUCUCUCAUGCACACAUGGAAAACAUACUACCGUAGCAAUCCAUGGCAAGUAUGGUAAACUUCAGUAAAACUAGUAAUGAACACACUGUCUCUGUAAAACGCUUCUAUAGAAAUAUCCUUCUCUUUCUCUUCCUCCUCUCUUCCCAUCUCUCCCCAUUCCCUAGGAAAGUCUGUAGUGUACUGAAUAGUCCUGCAGAUUAUUUUAUGGUAUCAGUGCAUUUCAGCUGUUGGCACUUGUUAAGGUGACCUCAUUUCAGAUGUAAUACAAAGCAAAUGACAGCCUGCAAAAAUUUCUCUAUAAAAAUGCAAUGUUUAGAGCCUCUGGUGGAUGUGUUCAAAAUGCACUAAAUAUGGCACGUACUUAAUGCUAAUCCAAAGCUUUUGAAAAAGUAGAUAGAGCAAACUGGCUGCAGGGAAUAUAUAGGGAAUGUAUCUUAUCAGGGCAUGUUGUGCAUAGUUAAAGUACGUGGAAUGUUUGGUCUUUACUUCACAGGCAAAAUGACUUCUUUUCCUGUGAAGAAAAAUAAUGCUGUGUUAGCCCUCCUCGUGGAUGGAGUCAUGGCUUUUGACCUAUGCUUUCUUGUUCUAGAGAAUUCAAAAAUGCUCUGUGCUUUUGGUCAUGUAGCAACUCCACACUAGAAGGUAGACUACAGAGAGAAUAUUGGAAGUUUUUUAUGGAGAUGGGCAAACAGACAUUGAAUUGUAUAAAACCUCCUAAACCAUUUAAGCUGUGCUUCAACAGAGCUUUAUUUUUUCCUUCUUUUUUUAAAGUAAUCUUUAUUUUCUGAUUCUAAUUUUUUAAUUGUUGUUGUCCAUAAUACUUCUAAAUAUUCAGUGAUUCCAUUAGUGGUUUUUUUUUUGAAGUAUUUAGGUGUGCCUAGCUGCAGAUUUUUUUUUUUUAAAAAAAAAAAUUAAUUUGCAAGUGUAAUACAGCAAUAUUUAGCUAGGCAGAAAGGAGAUAAAGUAAAUGUAAGCUUUAUAGUUUGUUCAAUAAAGUAGAAUGGGCCUCUUAGAGGCCUAAAUGAGAAGUAAUGCUGCUAUGAUGCUCUAUGUAACCUCUUCUGUAACAUAGUAAGAGGAUGCUACCCUAAGGAGAAAGAAUUUAAAAUUUGUAGAGCCGCAGGUAUACGCUAAGGCUAAUUGCAAGAUGCAUCUUGAUGUAAAUGCAAUCUUGCUAGAUACAGCUUUCAUUGGAUAAUACCUCUUCUUAAGUUUGCUGCUAAUUAUGUAGCUGAGUUUUUUAAGUAUCCUCACCCUCAUCGCUGAAGUGGACCUAGCAGUGUUACACUUACCACCACUUUUCACAUUUAAUUUAUUUUAACAAUUUGUGAUGCUUUAUUUUGUAGUGCCCACACUUGUAAAGUAUUCCUGGUGCAUGAGUGUUUUUAAAAAAAAAAAAAAAAAAAAAAAAAAAAUCUAGGUACAUGGUAAACAAUGUAUCAGUGUAGAGUGAAUACAUACCCACUUCUUUCUUCUAAACUAUUGUGAAAAUACCAGAUUAUUUUUAACAUACUUAUUGUAAGUACCUAUUAGUAUGCAUGUAUGCUCUGCUCUAUACAGUAGCUACACUGUAUUUACUAAGUAAAAAUUGCAUACGGCAGUUGCUGUGUAUAUAAAUUAAUACAUAUUUGUGCGGUGUAAAUGGAGCAUUCCUAGCUUUUUACAGUUGUUUCCCACAUCACUUACCGCUUGGGACAGCCACUAUUUUAUAGCACCUUCAGGCCAUGAAGGAGGGCAACUGCUUUUUCCAGAGCUGCCAUGGUGUAAUAGAGGUACUGAGCUAUGAAGCAGGCUUCACACUUUGUAUUUUCAUCUGGCAGGAGCAACUGAGCCUGAUCUCUAACCACCACUCCCUUAUUAAGAUACUACUCUGCAACUGUGUGCGCUAGCACAGGAAUAGAGGCAACACUUGUAAUAUGUGGCCCAGUCUCUCCCUUCUAGUCCCAGCUUAGUUGUAAGUACUUUCAGCUGUCUUCAUUUCUUACAAAGCCAACAAGUUUGCCACUUCAUUCAAGUACCAACAGUCCUGUCAGUAUUAUCGGGAGAGUAUAUAAUGUACCAUGAAAAGGAUUGUGUAUGUAUCUUUAAGAUAAGCAAUCUUACUGUGAUCUUGCAUCCUCAAAGUGGCAUUCCUGAAGCAUUGCGGAUGUUUAGUUGGAUGUGCUUUUAAAUUAAUAUAUCAUGUAGUACUUCACAAAGUGAAAUCAUUAUACUUAAUUUUAAUUGUUUUAAGUCUGUUGCAAGUCAUUUCACUGUAGAAGUACUAUAAUAAAAUAUAAUUCAAUAAUGAUAUACUUUAAGUGGGAAUUUUCCUCAUUCAUAUCAUAAUGUCAAAAUAUAGAUCCUGAGGAGGAUAAUUUUUAAGCAUCAUACAAUUCAAUGAAACAAACAGUUUCAAAUCUCACUGUCCUUUAUUAGAAAAGCAGUUUGAGUAUAUUUUGCAGUACUGGAAAAGUGGAUAAUAUUUAAGACAUAUUUUCAAUUUAAAAUUUUGUAUGAACUGAAUUUUUUCCUUUUGUGUACUAAAUAAUGCUUCUAUCAAAAAACCUUAAGCAAAGGUUUUACAUUUGCAGUGCAAUAUAUAUUUUGUUUUACUUAUGGUUCCACUGGAAUAAUUAUUGGAGAUGAAACAGUGAAAUGUGAAUAGAAACUGUGCUGUUUUCCUGACACUGCUAACUAUUUCCCAUUUGAGUAGGUUUGCUGUUGGUACAAUUACAGCUGGAUGAAUGAGAUUUCCACUGACAAAUGAAUUGAUAUGUACACCAAGAAAGAGAGAAUUCCUGCGUGUAAUAUCUUUUUAUAACGAAUGGGAGAUGAAAACAGUAAUUAGAGAGGGAUAUUUCUGGAUAUUAUCUCACUGGGGUUUUAAAAUGGUACUUUGUUUGCAAGCAGCACUUUUUUAAAGGAAUGGUUGUAGAUUUGUAAAUAUGUAAUGUUUAAAUUUUAUUUACCAAAAACCAGUAUGUUGGAUGUUUGCUUUGGUUUGUAGUUCAUUUUAAAUAAGCAAGUCAGUGUUCACAAUGUUAAAUCUUUUUCUGUCUCAUCCAAAAAAAGUUUUACAGUGAGUCAAUAAAAAGCUUAAAAUCUC